AAAGAUCUUUAAAAAAUCCAAAAGAAAAUAAUAUAUUGAUAUAAAUUAGCAUUCUCACGUCACGUGUGUACAUCUUUCUCCUAGAAACAACAAAAAAAAAAAAAAAAAACAAAAAUGGCAAGAAUUUCAUUAGCGAUAUGUCUAACGUUACUUGUCACGUUAAGCACCGUUUAUGAAACACAAGGGACCUUCUCGUUACCCCAUUACUUGGAAAAAUUUCCCAAAGUGGGCAAAGACUUCGAGGCUUUCGCAAACAAAGGUAUGUCGGACUUCCUUGGUGACCUGGAGGGUAUGUGUCCCAAAACCGCCGAGUUCAAGAAUUUAUUUGCAACGUUGAAGGAUUACAUGGCCUCCUUCGGUUCCGGGUCGUCAAAAGAUAUCAAGAUGGAGUUGUCAGAAAAAUCCGAAAAAUUGUUCAGGGCUAUGUCUGUUUUCGACACUAGUAAAGGCGGAACAUCAGAUGAUUCGUGGAAUCUGGUGGAUGGCUUGUUGUCAAUGGGGAAGGGUUUGAUGGAGAUGAAGAAGAGCGGUUCCCAGGAGUUAAAUUUUGAACAAAGAAAAGAACUGAUCGUGUCUAUGGUGGAAUGGACCCGAGGGAUUGGUCUAUUCGUUAAGGCCGCCUCCGAGAGUAAAGGACAAUCUAUUGAUCUGUCAUCUUUUGGGAUUGACUAUGACAACAGUGUAGAAUCUCCUAUUAAAAGAGCUAUGUACGAAACACAAGGAACAUUCUCACUACCCCAUUACUUGGAGAAUCUCCCUAAAAAGGCCCAAGACUUUGAGCCUUUCGCUUACAAUGGUAUGUCGCACUUCAUCGAUAGCCUAGAGAGUAAGUGUCCUGCGACAACAGAGUUCAAGGAUUUCUUUGUAAAGCUGGAGGACUACAUGGCAAUCUUCAAGUCGGCAUCAUCCGGAUCAAAAGAUUUCAAGGUGGACAUGUCAAUAAAAUCUCAGAGGCUCUUCAAGGCUAUGUCUGUAUUAACUGGUACUCAAGGCAGCGGGAUAUCUGUGGAUUCGUGGAGGGUGCUCGAUGGAACGUUGACAAUGGGAAAAUUUUUGGUUGACAUGAAGAAGCAUGGUUCCAAUGAGAUAACUUUCGAACAAAGGACAGAAAUGGUCGGGUCUAUGGUGAAAUGGGCUAGAUCUAUCGGUCUUUUCGCCAGGAUGGCCUCUGAGGAGAAAGGAAAAACCAUUGAUCUAACACCUUUUGGUAUUUUUCAUGCCCGAAAUUAUGGAAAAGGUAACUUCAAAACAUCCAGCGAGCUCUAAUCAUCCUAUGAAAAAAGUCACCCUCCAAGUAAAGAUAUAACAAGUGAGUGUAAAGAGUAAUAAUGUUUUCAUUUUAUUUAGACAGCCCUUGCAUUGUAAGACACGAGAGAGCUGUAGAACAUUUUUGGCUAUUAUAACUAAUUAAUAAAAUUUUACUAAUUAUUUUUACU
Molecule: messenger RNA, 1436 nt
Organism: Camelina sativa (false flax)
Lineage: Eukaryota; Viridiplantae; Streptophyta; Magnoliopsida; Brassicales; Brassicaceae
Source: RefSeq, a predicted model, not a curated record